UCAUAACCGCUGGAUGACGUUCGGGCAACUUCGAGGCGGACAUCAUCAUCAUCAUCAUCGUCACCGCUGCCGGGGAUUUACUCUGAAUGAGUUUGCUAUAAACAGCUCGAGUUACAUAACAGCUAGUAAUUCAGUCAGUCAGCGCACUCUCAGCUCGCUGCCUCGUACACACACACACACACACACAGACAGACAGAAUUAACGUGUCAUCCCCGAGUCCACGGCCAUCUUUGUGUAAAUAUCUCCUCAUACAGUAGGUGUCAGGUGCGGUCGACGCGGAGCAAGAACUUGGGGAGGAGAAGUAACGAGCGGCUCAACGAGUCAGUCAUGUCAGUGGUAGGCAUUGACCUGGGUUUCCAAAACUGUUACAUCGCUGUGGCCAGGAGCGGAGGCAUCGAGACCGUUGCCAAUGAAUACAGUGACAGAUGCACUCCGGCUUGUGUAUCGCUGGCCUCCAAAAACCGCAUGAUUGGAAAUGCGGCAAAGAGUCAAAUUAUAAUAAACUUCAAAAAUACAGUCCACGGAUUCAAAAAGUUCCAUGGCAGAGCAUUCGAUGACCCAUUUGUUCAAGUGGAAAAACCCAAACUGCCUUACAGCUUGCAUAAACUGGCCAAUGGGAACACUGGGAUUAAGGUGCGUUAUCUGGAUGAGGACAAAGUGUUCACCGUGGAGCAGAUCACAGGGAUGCUACUCACCAAGCUGAAGGAGACGUCCGAGAGCGCGCUGAAGAAGCCGGUGGUGGACUGUGUCAUCUCUGUACCGAGUUUCUUCACCGACGCGGAGAGACGCUCGGUGUUUGAUGCGACUCAGAUCGCGGGGCUGAACUGUUUGCGGCUAAUCAAUGAUACCACUGCGGUGGCUUUGGCGUACGGGAUCUACAAACAGGACCUUCCUACACCGGAAGAACGUCCUAGAAAUGUGGUGUUUGUGGACAUGGGACAUUCAUCCCUCCAGGUCUCAAUCACAGCCUUCAACAAAGGCAAACUCAAGGUCCUGGCCACAGCCUUUGACCCUUACCUUGGUGGGCGCUGUUUUGACGAGGCGUUGGUCGAUUACUUCUGCGAGGAGUUUAAGGGCAAGUACAAGCUGAAUGUGAGGGACAAGCCGAGAGCGCUGCUGCAGCUCCAGCAGGAGUGCGAGAAGCUGAAGAAGCUCAUGAGCGCCAACUCCUCCGACCUGCCGCUCAACAUAGAGUGCCUCAUGAACGACAUCGACGUCUCCGGCAGGAUGAACAAGGCCCAUUUUGAAGACAUAUGCGCUCAAUACCUGAUGAGGGUAGAAAUGCCACUGAAAGCAGUCCUUGAACAAUCAAAGCUGAGCCGAGACGACAUAUAUGCAGUAGAGGUAGUUGGAGGAGCGACGCGAAUGCCAGCCAUCAAAGAGAGGAUUGCCAAGUUUUUUGGCAAAGACAUAAGCACCACGCUCAAUGCAGACGAAGCUGUAGCGCGAGGCUGCGCCCUGCAGUGUGCAAUUUUGUCCCCAGCAUUUAAGGUGCGCGAGUUCUCCAUCACCGAUGUGGUUCCCUUUCCUAUUACUCUCCGCUGGAAGUCACCGACGGACGGGGAGGGACUUGGAGAGUGUGAGGUGUUCAGUAAGAACCACAUCGCUCCGUUUUCCAAAGUAAUCACCUUCCACAAGAAGGAGCCCUUUGACCUUGAAGCCUUCUACAGCAGCCCUGCAAAUCUCCCGUACCCUGAUCAAAGGAUUGGAUGUUUCUCAGUACAUAAUGUGGUUCCUCAACCGGACGGCGACAGUUCCAAAGUCAAGGUCAAAGUGCGCGUCAACGUCCACGGCAUCUUCAGCGUGUCGAGCGCGUCUCUGAUUGAGAAGCAGAAGGGAGAGGGAGAGGACAUGCAAAUCGACUGUGAGCCGAUGGUGCAGAAUGAUGGCAGAGCAGAGGAUCAGACCAAAAUGCAGGUGGACCAGGAAGGCCAAAGCCAGGGGGAUCAACAGAGUGAGGAAAACAGCUCCGGCUGUAAGGACAGUGCUUCUGGGGAAAAGCAGGACCCAGCAGCCGGGGGGAGCAAGCCCAAAGUCAAAGUGAAAAGUAUUGAUUUGCCCAUCGCAGCCUGCACCAUUCGACAGCUCGACAGCGACGUUCUCAACAACUUUGUGGAGUACGAACGUCAGAUGAUUAUACAGGACAAACUGGUGAAAGAGCUGAACGACGCUAAGAAUGCCGUGGAGGAAUAUGUGUACGACCUGCGCGACAAACUUUGUGGGAUCUAUGAAAAGUAUAUCACGGAGGAUGACAGUAACCGGUUGACACUGAUGCUGGAGGACACAGAGAACUGGCUGUAUGAGGAAGGGGAGGACCAACCCAAACACGUCUAUGAGGAGAAGCUCGAUGCACUCAAGAGGUUGGGUCAACCCAUUCAAGAUCGGCACAGAGAGCACGAGGACAGGCCGAGGGCAUUUGAGGAGCUGGGGAAGAAACUGCAACUCUACAUUAAGUUUAUAGACUCCUAUAGACAGAAGGAUGAGCGAUACCUCCAUUUGAAUGCAGAGGAAAUUAGCUCUGUGGAGAAGUGUGUGACCGAGAGCAUGGGCUGGAUGAACAGCAAGAUGAAUGCACAGAACAAACUCACUAUAACUCAAGAUCCUGUGGUUAGAGUAGCAGACGUCAUUGCCAAAAUACAGGAACUGGAUGCCGUAUGUAACGCGGUGAUUAACAGACCUAAGCCCGCAGUGGAGGAACCAGCUGAAGUCAAUGACCGAGACAUCGGAGCGCAUAAUGGUCCGAAAGCAGAUGGGAAGGGAGAUGCAAAGGGAGGCCAGCAGACAAAGCCUGGCACAAGAGAGAUGGAUGUGGAAUAAGAUCAGUGUCUGAGACAUAAACUCUGCCACCGUCCCUGCAUUUACCACCACCACUGAUCGUGUAGGCAGUAGAAACAUUGACACCUGGGACCAUUUCUCAGCCCUCACCAGCUGCGUUUGUGGAUUUGUUUUUCAUGCACCUCACUGGACUUUACCUUUUGAGACUUUUUUUUGUUUUGUUUUCACCCUUUCAUCCUUAUGUGUGACACUAGUGUGCUUUCACCUCUCAAAGUUUUGAAAUACUUAAAUAAAUUAAAGAAUGAUGCAAUAGAUUAAUAAAACUGAUUCUGGAAGUGAAACUCUUUUCUGUACACUGUGUUUGCGGUCGAGAAUCAGCAGUAAAUCGUCUCACUUAAGUGCUGUCCAAAUAGUUGUUGUUUUGGAACUAGUUUGAGUGCAAAUUAUAUACAUUUACAUUGAAUGAGUGUGAAAGUAUUGUCCAUGUUUAGAAAAUGUAAAUACUAUUUUAGUAAAUCAAAGCCGCCAACAUUCCCAGAUUUAGCAAUGGUUAUGUUUGAUAUGCCAAAUCUUUGUUUUCAUUGUUUUCAUAUUUAAGUCAAAGAAUUAAAAGAUGCCAAAAUACUACAUUUAUCUAUGAGACAACUUUUGUUUACACUGAACUAUUUGAUCACAUGCUCAGGGCCUAAUAGAAGGACUAAAUACCUCAUGCCUCCUGGGCAUGAGGUAUAGAGUCAGUGGGUCACAUGACUUUUGUUUUUGAAUGAAGGCAUAACCUAC
Messenger RNA from Solea senegalensis (Senegalese sole), 3555 nucleotides. It is a transcript of the gene hspa4l, whose product is annotated as heat shock protein 4 like. Gene Ontology annotation, biological process: protein folding. Gene Ontology annotation, molecular function: ATP binding; ATP-dependent protein folding chaperone. The transcript is spliced from 19 exons. Lineage: Eukaryota; Metazoa; Chordata; Actinopteri; Pleuronectiformes; Soleidae. Bases 328 to 2817 code for a protein of 829 amino acids. The record is from RefSeq and is a predicted model, not a curated record. Gene Ontology annotation, cellular component: nucleus; cytosol.